UUUUUCAAGCCAUUUAUGAUCUUUGGGAUUAAUUUAAUUUAUAUAUCAAAUUCGUUGUGAAGUUUUUAUAUUGACAGGUUUUCUUUCCUUUCUCUUAAACCAGAAUCCCGUUAUUUUUCGCGAACUAGUCUUCAAAUCGUCGUAUUAGAAAGUUUUUAUAUUUUUUAUAAUUUAAAAAAUAAGGAAAAAGUAUAUUUUUGAAGAUAUUAUCAGUAAGAAAAAUUGAUAAAAUGAAAUCGGGAACAGUGCUGCUAAUUGGUUUGGCGGCUUAAUUGAUAAGGAACUGCCCUAGAGGCUACAGACAACUCCAACAUAACCAGCAUGUUAAUACUUGUUUAUUUACGUUUUGUUUUCAGAGGUCUUCAGUUUAGAUUAAUAUUUUUGUUACAAACAGUUGGUUAUAUCGAUAAUGAGUGAGUUUAUUGUGAUACAAGUUGGACAAUGUGGCAAUCAAAUUGGAAAUGCAUUUUGGCCUUUAGUGCUUUAUGAGCACGGGAUAUGUGUAGAUAAGUUGGUGAAGCCUUCGUUGAAAGCCGUCCAAGACGAAGCAUUUCAUAGCUUUUUCGAUUCCCCUUCUUAUAAAAAAUGUCAUAACAUAGAAGAUUUAAAGCGAUGCAAAGUAAAAGCAAGGGCCAUACUAAUCGAUAUGGAAACGAGUGUUGUGGAGCGAUUUCAUAAUUGUAGACUGAGAGAUCUUUUCGAUAGAACAUACAGUAUUACUGAUUCUCCUGGUUCUGGAAAUAACUGGGCAUUUGGCCACUAUGAAGCUGGUAACCUUCAUAAAAAUAAAAUUAGAGAAAUGAUUAGGUCAGCAGCAGAAUGUUGUUCUUCCUUAAAUGGAUUCCUUCUAUUUUUCUCCCUUGCCGGAGGAACAGGUUCAGGUCUCGGCACUGCAGUUCUUCAAUAUUUGCAAGAUGAUUUCCCGAAUAUUGAUCGAAUCGUAGCCUGCGUACAUCCUGGUGAACAUAGGGACGUUGUCACUAGCCCAUACAACAUUGCAUUUUCUCUAAGUAAGCUCGCACUUGGAGCGACCUGCGUUUUUCCUGUGGAUAACAAGUCCCUGAGCAAAAUUUGUGGAAAAACCAAAGUUACAAAAGAUCCCCUUACGUCAGAUCUUUAUCAAAAGGUUAAUGCAGUAAUAGUGAGAAUGCUUCUUAAUCUAACCAGUGGUGCACGUUUUCCUGGAAGCUUAAAUUUUGAUCUUGGUGACCUACCAACAAAUAUGGUUCCAUAUAAAGGGAUGCAUUUUCUUGCUAGUAGUAUAUGCCCUCUAGUUUCUGGAUCAGAAAUCGGUAUAAAUAUAUUAAAAAGAAAGAAAGAACUCCUGCAUUCAGUUUGUAACGAGGACCAUCAUUUAAUUCAAUUGAAUGCUCUAUCCGGAAAAGUUCAUACUGCGGCACUCAUUGCAAGGGGUGAUAUUCCGUUUUCUACUGCGGUAGACUUCCAAGAAAGGUUAAUAGCAAAAAUAAAGAGAAAACCAAUGGGCAUCACGUUAGGUCUUUCAUCUGUUCCUCCACACGAUUCACCCGUGUCUCUCCUUCUUCUGACUAAUUCAUCUUCGAUGUCAACAUUUUUCUCUCAAGCCGUUAAUGACUUUAAUUCUCUUUAUUUUCGAAAGGCCUACACCCACCAUUAUUUAAAAGUCGAUGACUUUGAAUUUGAAGAGUUCUCUGGAGCCCGAGAAGUUCUUUUGUCUCAAGUUGAUGCCUAUACAAAAACAUACGAAGAUAUUCAUAUACCAAGGAUUAAUGUUGAAAUUUGACAUAAUAAAAUAUGUUUGUUCUCAGUUGGACAUUUGCCAAAGAAUUAAGUUGAUGUGCCUUCAUAUUUUAUUUUUUUGUUUUAAUAUUAUGCUUUGUUUGAUCGAAAGUUGUGUAUCAGUUCUAUAUGGCUGUGAUUUAACUUUGUAACUUUGAUCUGAAAAAAAAAAUCAAACUUACUGCAUGUAAUGCAAUUUGUAAAAUCAAAUCAAUAAAUAAACUUAUAAGACUGUUUUAUUACAUUUAUUCUAUGUGUUUGAAAUGAAUUGUAUUUGUUAAAUUGUAUAAAAAAAAUUAAAAAAAGAAAUGAAAUAAUAAAUUUUAUUUUCUUCAUAAAAAUGGAAAAAAAACAUUUAUUUAUUCUCAUUUAUAAUUUUAAAUAUAUAUUACUUAAAAUGUC
Messenger RNA from Nezara viridula (southern green stink bug), 2160 nucleotides. The record is from the annotation of a GenBank genome assembly. Lineage: Eukaryota; Metazoa; Arthropoda; Insecta; Hemiptera; Pentatomidae.